AUGCUAAGCUUUCUCAUUUGGCUUUCUUUAAGCAAUGAAGUUACAAUUGAUCCUGGAUUGUCUACACUACAAAUCUCAGAGAGUACAACCAUAAUCAAUUUUAGUAGCGUAGCAGAAUAUGUUUGCAUUUUGAAUCCAAAUGAAUUUAUGAAUUUAAAUUCGGAGUACACAUAUAUGAAAUCAUUAGAUGUCAGAACAAUUUCUGGUACAAAAACUUUAUAUAUAUUUUAUACCGAAAAACCAUCUAGUAAUUUAACAUUUGUUGUUCUUUCAGGAAAGACUGAAGCAAACAUGAUUAAAUUAAAAGACAAAAACUGGUAUACAAUAAACUACGAUUUCAUUUUUCUAUCUUAUACAAAAUGCGAUUUUGAAUACUUUGCAAUUAAUGAGGGGAUUUGUACGAUACGUUAUGAAGAAGACGGCCAGCUUAAAGAAAUAACCACAAAUUCAGAUGUUAGCCAUAAGACAAUAUUAAAUUCAAGGUAUAUAUGGAUCAGAAUACGUAAGAGCGCAUUUGAAUCUUCUUCCGAAUAUGGCGUUAUUUUCAAACAAUUUUCUGAAAACAAAAUUGAUGAACCAGAAGGAUACAAAACAGGAACCUAUUCAUUCGAUCGUGGUAAAGUUUAUAAAAUUGAUGAAAUUAUUCGAAACAUAGUUGAUAGACCAAUCAAGAUUCGUUACCAAACUUUGAUAAUAUUUGAUGAAAAAGUUACAGCUAUAUUUCAUCAAUUUUCUUUUCAGAAAGAAGGAACUUCAAAACCGAUUUAUGUUGAUUUUGAUUCCCAAUAUUAUUCAGAAGAAUCUAAUACAAUGAACAAUGUUUCAUAUAUUUUCAUUCCAUCAUCAGACUUUGCUGGGUCUUGGAUUAUUGCCACACCAGUUAACAAAAAUUCAUAUUAUAGUUUAUUGAAAGAAAGAAAAUAUGAAAUUUCUAAUAUGUAUAAUUUUACAGAUAAUCUCAAUAAUUUCAACCCUAGGCUCGGUUAUAAUUCAAUUCUAAUUUUUCCAGACCAACAAGUUACAAUUGUAAGACCAGAUAUUCCAAAAUUAGCUUUUGUCAUACCUAAAAAUGAAGACUAUUUUGAUGAAAACAAUGAAAAAAUAGAAGCGUACAAUUUGAACUUAGAACACAAUAUUAUCAUCAAAGCAUCAUCACAAGCUCGAUUUUUCGAAUUUUAUUUGCUUAACAUGACAGAUGUAGAUCAAUAUAUAAUCUUAUUUAAACUUCCUGAUACAAUAACGCUUGAUCAUAGAAACUUGGACUACAAGUGUAAAUUUAUUACUAUUUUCAAAUUAGGGUAUCAAUUUAGUAAUGUCGUGUAUGGAGAGAGUUAUCCAAACAGGUAUAAACCAGGAACUAGACAUGAUGAUCAUUAUUAUGUAUCAAUUGAUAAGAUAUACUUUUUCCCAGAUAUCCAUACGUCAUAUUGGAAAAUUAAAGGUCAUCUUUUGGAUUUAAGUAAAGCCUCUACUAGCUACCUUGAACAGUGUAAAAUUGUCGAUAAACUACUUAUUACAAACAUUCAGAAAAAUAUCCUUUUCGAUGUCAAUAAAUUGGAGAUUUCAGGAUACGAUACAAAGACUUUAAAUAAUAAAUAUGAUACCGAUUUAUUGACUGUAGGGGGCCCAAUUAUAAUUGAAGAUCCUGAUCAAUAUUAUGAUGAAAAUGGAGAAAAAUUAUUAUAUGCUUAUGCUUAUAAAGAAAUCUUAACAAUCUCCAAAAAUUCACCAAUAUUCUCAAGUUCAAAGAGCGAAUAUAAUAUAAAUGUUAAAGCAUUUUCUGGUAGCAGGAAUAGUUACGUCGAUUUUAUUGAUUUAUCACUUUCAAAAGUAUAUUAUAUAAAUAAGAAAAAAGAAGAUAGUUUAAUUGUAAUCGUUCCAAUUAUUCCAAAAAAUUCUCAAAUUAAUGAUACUUAUGGCGCUUACUAUGAUUUUGAACAUUAUGAUAUCAAAUAUUCUGAUUCAAAAGAUUUUUAUAUCGGAUUGGAUGAUCAGUAUUAUUACAAUAAUUUUAUUUAUUCCUCAUCAAAAGCUCUCUCAGAUAUAUAUUUUUCAAGAGUGGAUAGAUCUAGAGAAUCUGGAAUGGUUACUUGCAAAGAAUUUUUACCUUAUGAUAAUUUAAUUAAUGUUCCAUACUCAGGUGUCGCAACAAUUUCGUUUUAUUAUGGACUAGUUAUCUUUCCAGAUGCUGAAAACUUUAUACAAGAAGAUGGCAAUACAUUGGAAAUACGAAAUGUAAUUUAUGGAGAGCAAACAUAUAAAAUAAAGAGAAAUCCAAAAAGAUUGUGUGAUCACAAUCAACUGUAUUAUGUCUAUUAUCCACUAUGGGAAAAAGUAGAAACGGCAAAUGUUGUAGUUAAUCAUUAUUCAGAAAAAUAUAAUGACUUUUUAACAGCUUUUAUUAGGGGAUUUUUAAAUUCUAAUAUUAUUAUCGUUAAUUCCCUGAAUAGCACAAUCAAAUCUUUAAAUUCUAUGGACAAAAUUGGAAAUUAUGCUUAUCGUUAUUAUGAUAACGAAAAUAUUUAUGAAAUAACGAACACAAGAUAG
Molecule: messenger RNA, 2547 nt
Organism: Trichomonas vaginalis G3
Lineage: Eukaryota; Parabasalia; Trichomonadida; Trichomonadidae
Exons: 1
Coding region: 1-2547 (848 amino acids)
Source: RefSeq, a predicted model, not a curated record